GAACAUUAGCGACAAGGCUGUGGGAGAAGUUGUGGAGCAUAUCGAGCAAAGGCAUUGAAGGCGAUGAUGUUUGGGCCAAGUCGCGCGACGCCACUAGCCGCCUAGGCCGUCAGCACUAGUUAGCCACUCUCGCGCGAGCCAGGGCCAGUAGCCUCGCUGCAUCCUGCCUGUAUAUAUCUGCCAACGCUCCACCACUUGCGACCGUUCUCCAUCCUUUCUUUUGCGUUUCAGCCAUGGGUAAUCAACCCUCAACUCCACAGCCCGGCACAGAGUUCCAAGUUAUCGGCGCAGGGCUAUCGCGCACAGGCACCGCGUCCUUCAGCGAAGCCCUGCACAUCCUCCUUCAAGGACCCGUCUAUCACGGCGGCACGCAAGCGACACUAGGCCCCGAAAUCGAAAUCAAAUCCUGGAUAAAGCUCCUAUCGCAUUACCCACCCAAAUCCGAAGCCGACCGUAAACUCAUCCUCAACGGCUUGAAGGAGCGCUUCCACGGUUACGCCGCAGCCACCGAUGCUCCGGCCUCAGGCCUCGUGGAGCAGCUAGUCGAGCUCUAUCCCAACGCCAUGGUAAUCUGCACAGUCCGCGACCCGCACGCGUGGGUAAAAUCCAUGGAGACCGUGUCCAACGCCUCCACUAUGUGGUUCUUGCGCUUCGUACUCUUCCCCGUUCCUGGCAUGCGCUACUUCGUCGACUACAUCAACGUGCUGCGAAACCAGUGGGUUUAUAAUUAUGGCGAGCAUGAGCCGGUUACGAAGAAGAGCUGGGAUAAUCAUAUGAAGUAUUUGAAGAGGGUUGUACCAAAGGAGAGACUGGUUUUCUUUGAUGUGAAGGAGGGAUGGGGGCCACUUUGUAAGGCGCUGGGGAAGGAGGUACCAGAUGUAGAAUUUCCAAGAAUCAAUGAUGGGGAGGCGAUUGAGAGGUUGGCGAAGAGGAUGGUUACGAAGGGGCUUGUGAGGUGGGCGGGUAUAUUCGCAACGAUUGGUGUAGGGGCUGCGUCUUACAUGUGGUUGAAGUGAUGUGGGAGGAUACAGGAGAGGUCGAGAUGACGCAUUAAGGCAUUACUCUAGGUGCAUUAAGGACGAACGGAAGUUAUCUCUCUUUGGAGAGUAGGUACAAGGUCAA
This is a messenger RNA of Trematosphaeria pertusa, 1122 nucleotides long. RefSeq lists its product as uncharacterized. The coding region runs from base 234 to 1016 and encodes 260 amino acids. The transcript has a single exon. Lineage: Eukaryota; Fungi; Ascomycota; Dothideomycetes; Pleosporales; Trematosphaeriaceae. The record is from RefSeq and is a predicted model, not a curated record.